GAGUCUUCUCUCCGAUCUCGUGUCGCGUAGGGGUGGCUAUACGGUCCGGUCCGGUUAAAUUGACCCGAAUUGAUCCGGUCCAGUCCGGUCUUUUUGAAAAUAUAGGGACCAAAGCUUGGAUUGGGUACAGUCCGGUUUUAACCCGGUCCGGUUUUGACCCAGUCCGGUCCCAAUCCGGUUUUGACCAUGUUGCAGAAAAUUCAGCAGCAUAUAGACUCUGUUUUGACCCAAACAAUCUCGACGGAGGGCGCAAGAUUGGACGGAGGGCGACGACGAGCUAUAGACUCUGGACAGAGGGUGACGAGAUUGGACGGAAGGCGACGAGCUGCGGACUCUGGUGGUUGCGGGCACUGCCUCGCUGGGUCGGAGGCUUGGAGUGGAGGCCUGCGUCACAUCACUGGGACAAAGCCGAGGUCGGCGUUGCUUUGCUGGGUCAGAGCCGAGGUCAGCGUCGACUUGCCGCGUUGCUGGGUCAGAGACGACUGCUGAGGCCGGCUUCGCGGGUCGGGAAUCAGGAUGGAUGAGGCAGGCGUUGCUUCGCGCGGAGGAGAAUCGAAGCGGAGGUGGUCCGCUGGUCGCGGUCUCGCGGAGGAGCACUCGCUGGCCGCUGCGGUCGAUUUAGGGUUUGGGUCGGCGGCGGCUGCUGUGCGAAGUUAGGAUGGGAGAAGUGAUGGUUGGCGAGUACUUGGCCUACGACUGCGAACGAUGGAGAGGGCGACUGGCGAGAGGCCGAGCGAGGCUUCCUGCAACCCUAGAUGGACUGGGCCGUCUUGGGCCGCUGGGGGUAGUGAGAGUGGGCUUGUCUUGGCCCAUAUGGGCUUUGUCUUUUGGGUCUGGUCUGUUUUUUAUUAAUCCGGUCUUCCGGUUUUUACACGGUUUUGACCCGGACUGGAUUGGUCCGGGUUUUUUGCUAAUUCUAAGACCAAAGACGGGAUUGGAUUAUUUUACAUCCGGUCCCGGUCUUAAACGGUCCGGGUUAUGCGGUCUGGUUUCCCAUUUUUUAUCCGGUCCCGGUGCAAAUGGCCAGCCCUAGUGUUGCGGGCGAAAGGUCUCUGCAACCUGCGACGCUGAAGGGGGGGUCAGGGAAAGGCGCUAGUCGGCAGUCGCUACUCGGCACUUGCUACGCUCACGCUGGGACGGAGUCGCGGAGAGGAUUGGUUGGCGAUGCGAAUGGAAAAUUGGGAAUGGCGAUGAAUAUUUUUAGGGUUAGGGAAUGUUGGGAUUAGGCUCUCUCCUUGCCUCAUGGGCAGAUCGUGACGACGACGGGAUGAGCCAAUGAGGAGGUAGGCUGGCUGGGCUAGGCUAUCGUGGCCUAGUGGGCAUGAACUGUCUUUUAGACCUGUAUUGUAGUCAUCGGCUCUUCCGGUUUUAAUUCGAUUUUAGCACGGGUUGGAUCGAUUCGGGCUUUUACUAAUUCUGCGACCGAAGACUGUACUAGAUGAAUUCUUAUCCGGUCUCAGUUCGAGUUAUACGGUCCAGUCUCAGGUUAAACUGGAAAGUCCGGACCGAAUAGCCACCCCUACCCAGCAUGACCACCUUUAUGUUGAUAUUAUAUAUUGUCUACACACUAAUCUAUAGACAUUCCACGGCAUGAUGGGGUUAGACUGGAAAAGGAGGGCCUGUGCGCAUUUGAAGGAAGGUUAUAUGUGUCAUUCUACUUCUCUUUUUAUUUAUUUAUGAUUUGUGUCCUUCUACUUCACAUUUAAUUUGCUCUAAGAUAUUAUAAUUACGUCAGGUACCAUAAUUGCCUGCGUUUGGGCUUUUUGCAUGUAUUUCAUCUUUUGAUCUUCACAUAUAUAAAUUGGUCUUCAAAAAAAAAAACUUCUAAAAAUGUGUUAUUAAGUUAGGGAUGGCAAUGGGUCGGGUUUUGCCAAACCCAAACUCAAAUCCAUGGGUUUAUCCGUGAAAAAAAUCCGGGGUAAAAUCCACUGGGUUUGAAAAACUCAAACCCAACCCAACCCGCUGGGUAUCCGUGAGUUCAUGGGUACCCACGGGUUUUGUCGUAAAAAAUUACAAUAACAAUUUUCUAUCAAAAUUAAAGUCAAAUAUCAAUCUCUCAAUACAAAUUAUUCAUAUAUAAAACACCAUUCUAGAAAAUUCAAGCAAAUCACAAAUUAACUAUACAAAUUGUUCAACACCAAUCUAGUAAAACUCAAGAAAAUUGAAGCAAAUCACAAAUUAUCCAUAAAUAACAUGAUUAAUUGAAAGCUUCUUCUUUUAAAUUAAGUUUCUUCACUCCCCACUCGAUAAUAUCAACUUCAUUCUACACAAUUUGAAAGAAAAAAUUAGACAUGUCUCCACAAACAUAAAUAAGAUUAGUUGUUUAGAAUAUUAAAUAUACCGAGAAAAUUAAC
This is a messenger RNA of Linum trigynum, 2354 nucleotides long. Lineage: Eukaryota; Viridiplantae; Streptophyta; Magnoliopsida; Malpighiales; Linaceae. The record is from the annotation of a GenBank genome assembly.